GCCACGGAGCAGAUCGAGGGUUGAGCUCAACAUCUGUGAGACAGUCGGUCUCAACAGCCAUGUGGCAAACUGGUCAAACUUGGAUGAUAUGGGCUCUAAAGACCACCAGAGCCACCGGGAGCCCACGGCUAUUUCAAGCGCACACAGCUCGUGAGACUUACUGCCUCUUGCCCGAGACAUCUGAGCCUGUACAUGAGUUUACAGCCCUUUGUGAGGGUGAGUAUCAAGGUCAACUUUGUCCGCCAUAGCAUGCAUGGUAGACUGCUGAUUGAUGCUUUCUGGGCCAUUUUCACCUGUCCUCCGCUCCGAAAGGCGACCCUAAAGGUCGACCGUGGAACGAGAGGAAGAAAAUUUUACGACGCCUGGUGCAGACUUCUACUUCUUACGGGACCGAGCGAGGUUGAUGAAGAACUGAUGCGUUACAGAGACCCCAUCUUACCAUGAAGGUUGGCAUCCCUAUGGGAAGAAACGAGAUGUCCAUCCCAAAAAGGGUGAUUAAUCACGAAGAGUUGGGUAGCCACUUGGAUCCAAGUUGUCGCAAGGGAAGCGAGUCUUCGACAAAACAACCCACAAUCGGACAUAUCUUCCAACCGCAGCACCCCGGUCGCUGCUUUGAUCAACACCGCACCAAGGCACUGAACUUUUCCAGAUCAAAUGCGAACGCCAGGCUAUUCAGGAAAUCUGAAGGCUUCCACCGAAAAAAACUCUUCGUAUAGAUCGAAUUCUGCCCCGACCAUGAACUUCACAGUGUUCUAGCUAGACAGAACACGAUAUCAUGACGCUGGAGCAGGCAACCUGAGCUUACGUCUGCAGCAAUCACGUCGACUGUUCUGCAUCUGAAGAGUUCUGGCGUUUCUAUUCUUACUUCAUUGAUCGGAAUUCAAGUACAUAUUCUUCCACAGUGUACCGGAAGCAACUGUGUUAGAGUGUUCAAAUACUCUCGAGACCACUUCACGCAAUAUAUCGAAAUCGGCUCGGAAUAUGCAGGCAGGUCUAUGCUUGAGGCAGCCUUGUGGAGAUCCUCGGGAUUCGCACUGUAAUCAGUCUGCAGCGCGCUCCAACACAUACGCCAGGCUGUAUGAUGCAGUUUGACUUACCGGUAAGUGUUGUACGAAUUUCGCUCAGACAGUGCCAUGUUUCGCCAGAUUUAUACGCAAAAAGCCCUCAAGGCUACCUCGCCUAUCGUCACAAUGAUCAGAUUGGCUAUCAACGAAUUCGCGGAUAAUGUUUCAACGACAUGCGAGGCCACUCCCCACGAGGUGAAUCAGUAACCAGGCUGGUCAACGUCAGCAGACCCCUAACGAUUCCUUCCUCCCAUUCAAGCAUGCUACGGGCCUCUACGAAUGAGAGAAACUCUCAUUCGUGAACGAUGCAAUGUGAAAACACAGACUGCACUGGAUUGCCGAUAAGUGCUAACCCCGCAUAGCUGUCAAUCUCUGCCAAUUGAGGCCCGCUGUUGCCUGGUUGCGGUGAAAGGCAAUGUCGACGCUGCGGGAGAACUCCUGUGUGGUGGAAGAAAAGACCAAAGAGCGGGAUCGACACGGCUUUCUGCCGAAACAGACGGCGAUCACGGCACGAAUUCUCCUCAUUUCGCAGCUUCUUCAUUUCUAAAUGGCUGGGAUAUGAAUUGCACGGUUGAAGACUUGUCGUCAAAAAGCAGGUUUUGCACUUUCCCCGCAUUUUCUUUUGUUUGACUUGCAGCCGCUUCCGGAUCGACGGCACUUAGAGCGCCUAAGGCUGUGAGGAGGCGAGUCUCCAGCAGUGCCAGCAAACCCAAGGAGUCUGCGUGGAACCAAGCAUUAUCAAGCAUAUAUAAGAGUUGUCAAGCUCUUUUGGCGUCCUUGAUGGAAAUGUGUCACAUUUACCGGUUUUCCCACCUGCCAAAAUGCUUUGUCUCUUGAUCAUUUUCGGUGCCAUCAGUUGGGUGAAUGCUCUUCCCAGUGCAGCUACUUGUUCCAACUCUCUUCCCAAACCGAAUGUCCCGGGAGCUAUCGUUACCUCCUUGACUGCAUCGGUGGUUCGUGACUAUGCUGUCAACAUCACCGGCGAAUCAAACAACUGGCCGGGCCAGAACAUCACAGGUCUCGGCUUCUGUCAAGUCAAUGUUAGCCUGACUCAUCCCGGGACUGGGGAUCAUGUCAACAACCAGGUAUGGCUUCCUCUGACCGGGUGGAACGGUAUAUUCCUCGGAGUGGGAGGUGGUGGAUAUGUUGCCGGAUCCUGGUCAUCGUUGGCACCCGCUGUCGAGCGCGGCUAUGCUGCUGUGUCAACCGACGCAGGACACGCUCAGAAUAACUCUGGAGACGCCACGUCGUGGGCACUGGUCAGCGAAGGCGACGUAAAUCAGAACCUGCUCCUUGAUUUUGCGUCCAGGUCGAUUCAUGACAUGACGGUGCUAGGAAAGGCCGUCACCACCAGUUUCUAUGGAUCCUCACCCAAGUAUGCGUAUUGGCAAGGCUGUUCAACAGGCGGCCGACAGGGUCUCAUGGAAGCACAGAUGUACCCGAACGAUUAUGAUGGCAUUGUCGCAUCUGCUCCUGCCAUCAACUGGAAUGACUUCACACCGGCUCAGCAAUGGCCUUACACCGUGAUGAACAACGAGCACUACUCCCCUCCUCAAUGUGAGUUUGACGCUGUUAACGCGGCUGCAGUUGCAGCGUGCGACCAUCUGGACGGCCUUCAGGAUGGUAUCAUUGCUGCGCCUGGACUCUGCAAGUUCGACCCUUCAAGCCUUGUUGGGAAGAACUAUACCUGCGACACCGAUGGGACAACUCGGCGCUUUUCGAGCAAGGCUGCGACUGUCGUUAAGAAGAUUUGGCAAGGCCCGACUGCCGCAAAUGGCACCGCGCUCUGGUAUGGGAUUCUCCCUGGUACCAAUUUCAGCUCGCUAGCCCCCACCGAGACCUUUAGCAAUGGCACCACUGUUGCAGAGCCAUUUGGUAUUUCUGACAGUUGGUUCCGCGACUUUUUGUUCAAGGACGCCAACUACAACACCUCGAAUAUCACCUACGCCGAGUUUCCGGGAUUAAUUCGUCAGUCUCAUGUGGAGUAUGAUUCCAUAAUGGGUACUAUGAACGCCAAUUUGUCCACCUUCAGAGCUGCCGGCGGAAAGAUGAUCACGUGGCAAGGUCUUGCUGACAACCUGAUUAUGCCGAAUGGAACCAUGGAGUAUUUUAGCAGGGUCAAGGCUUUGGAUCAGAAUGUCACCGAUUUCUAUCGUGUCUUCUUUGCUCCUGGCGUGGGACAUUGCGGUGGCGGAGGGAGCGGCCCCAUUCCAGACGACACUCUCAUGGCUUUGAGAAAGUGGGUUGAGAAUGGAACAGCUCCAGAAGUGCUGCCAGGAUCGAGCGGGUUCAAGGUCAACGGGACUAUCCGACACCAGAAUUUGUGUCUAUAUCCCCUUGUGUCAAAGUACAAUGGGAAGGGCGACCCAACAAGUGCAUCCAGUUUCACAUGCGCAAAGAAUUUCUGAGAGAUUGGAGGAGUAACAGCACAGCGGUGCCCCCUCGCGAGAGGAACCCAUGUCUAUAAGAAGAUGACACUGGAUUAAUGCGCGGGACAGAUCAGAGAACUGACUUGAUUACCAAUACGUGUAGCAGGAUAAAGAAUUCAGGACAUCUCGAUAGUUAUAC
This is a messenger RNA of Cladophialophora immunda, 3632 nucleotides long. RefSeq lists its product as uncharacterized. The transcript has a single exon. Lineage: Eukaryota; Fungi; Ascomycota; Eurotiomycetes; Chaetothyriales; Herpotrichiellaceae. Bases 1886 to 3472 code for a protein of 528 amino acids. The record is from RefSeq and is a predicted model, not a curated record.